AAAAGAAAAUCGGACUCACAGUGCCUCACCGCGCGAAACUCGAGUAAAUGCACGUUAAUAUUCAUCCACACUCUUUCAGUGUGCCUCAUGUGGACAAUGUGGGAGCGACUUCUUGCCUUUUUCGCUUUUGUUCGUCUGAGCAUGCGCCAGCAGCUGUUUCAUAACUCAAACUGAGUCAAAUCAAAGAGACGCGCACUUUCUCUCUCACUUUAUUUCCCUCUCUUCCUCUCUUUCUCUCUGUGCUGCUGUUACUGAGCGUUUGGAAACGUUUGCUUUCGUUCAGUGUGAGGGUGGGCGCGCAGUUUCCUAAGACAAGCCUGCAAGACUACCUUCUUCACCCAGAAACGCGGAAGGACACGGACAGCUUUUUAAACAUCUGCAAAACGUUUCCACACCUGUGUAGCCGCCAGGAAAUUGCCUCAGGAUGAAGAUUGCCGUUCUUGGUGCCACAGGGCAAACAGGGCAGCAGCUGGUUGGCCAAGCUCUACAGCAGGGGCACUUAGUCACAGCAAUUGUGAGGAAUCUUGGAAAACUGACUAUAACCCAUGAUAACCUCAAGGUGGUUGAGGGGAAUAUUUUCUCAAAAGACAGCUUGAAACUGCACUUUGAAGGCCAGGACGCUGUUAUGUCAUGUCUUGGGUUUCCACCGGCUCCUUUGGCUGGAGUCACUGGCUACACUGAUUCUGUGACAGCAACGCUUAGCGCUAUGAAAGAGGCCAGAGUGAAUCGAUACAUCACCAUGACAUCAUGGUACACUGAACCUAAUUCGGGGAACAACGCUUCCUUCUUUGUCCGCUACAUGCUGCUGCCAAUGAUUGGAAGUGUUUUGAGCAACAUGUACAAGAUGGAGCAAGUUUUGCAGGAAACUGAGGACAUCGACUGGACAGUCGUCAGGCCACCUGGUCUCCAGAAUACACCUGUAACAGAAAAAGAGAUCCUGACUCACGAAGGUUACUUUGUCCCUGAUGAGAAUGGCAUCCCUAUAGGACAGACUGUGUCCAGAGCAGACGUCGCUCGCUUCAUGCUCUCUCUGCUCGGUACCAGCUCCUGGAUGAAGAAAGCGGUGGCCAUCAUCACCAAAUCAUGAAACAUACCCAGAAUUUCCAAGUUCACCUAGUCAUUAAAACAGAUUUUCAUUUAUUGCCUUUACCACAUGUUGCCUAUAUACUCUUGUUUUCAGUAAACACUGUUUAUACAUAAUCUUGAACUAUAAGGGACGGUUUAUAUUAAUAACCAGAUGCCAAAAUAUAAAAUGCCUUAUGGCCACAUUACUUGUAAUUCAAGCUCUUCAAAGUGCUUUGUAGCCAAAGGGGGUAAAAUAACUAAGUAGUGGAGUCCUGCUUACUACAAGAAACUCCUUUUUUAUUACAAACCAGCAUAUUGUCUUCUACAACUGCUUCAAGUACACAAUCACAGCACUUUGUCAGUCAGGCUUCACAAUGUGAUACUUAUUAAAGGAUUGUAUGUUAUUAUUUACUAAUAAAUAUAUAUUCUCAGCAUUGCCA
Messenger RNA from Pygocentrus nattereri (red-bellied piranha), 1505 nucleotides. Its product is annotated as flavin reductase (NADPH)-like. The record is from RefSeq and is a predicted model, not a curated record. Lineage: Eukaryota; Metazoa; Chordata; Actinopteri; Characiformes; Serrasalmidae. Bases 425 to 1087 code for a protein of 220 amino acids. The transcript is spliced from 5 exons.